UUAUUUGGAUAGCCUGGUUCGGUGAAGUAACAUUGUAGUUCUUCAAACAUGGAGUGGUCAAAUUUUGUAGUGCUUGUCAUGCUAGGACUCACAGGAAUUUCCUGCAUGAAGCCAAUCCUAAUCAACGAAUGCAAGAAAGGAACCCCAAACGCUGAACGAUGCGUUCUGGCCGUUGCGGAACAGAUGCGCCCCAAGAUUGCAAAGGGUGAGUUCCCGGAUGGUUUCACCGUUCCCCGGCUGGACCCGGCCUUCAUCGAGCGGCUGGAGGUUGCGGGAGAUCCAAACUUUAGUGCAGUGUUUGAGAAUGUGACGGUUAGCGGGUUGAAAGCGUUCCACGUGGAUAAACUGACCGUUCAUACAUCGGACCAGCAAAUAAGUCUUGUAACCAAGUUGGAAUCUAUUCACCUUAAGGGUAAAUACACGAUAAAGUCAAAUUUGAAGAUGCUUCCCCCAGUUGAUGGCGCUGGUGAUGCGACUUUGGAUUUGACCAACGUCAAAGUGCACGUGCGGCUGCACUACUUCCUCAUCGGUAAGAAGGGCGCCAAAACGGUUCGUUUUCUGCCGACCGAGUUCAAAGUGAUGUUCGAUGGCGAUGCCAAGUUCGGCCUCACGAAUGCACUGCGUGGCAUGCCCGACCAGGUCGCCAACGAGGCCAUCAACAAGAUGCCACGCGAGAUUCUGAACAAAACCAAACCCGCCGUCCAGAGGCACCUGUCCGAGACGUUCACCACGAUCGUGAACCACCUGAUGGAGGAUGCCGAACGGGAGUGGAAGUAGGUGAAGUAGGUUUGCGGAUUGGUUUGAUGAUUUGAAUACGAUUUUCUCGAAAUGUAUUUGUAUUUAACAAAAUAAAUGUAAAAAUAUUAUUGCCUUUGGUAAGAUACAAUGUACAUUUUUUGCAAUAUCUCAGAUUCUGGUCCACUGCAAAAUUUGAAAUAGCUAUGACAAUAUUUUAGUGUUAAAUUUCAUAACAUUUAUUUAUGUAACUAAUGAAGGCAGUUAGCUUAACAUCUCAAUGCAAUCACAGUCACAAAUAGGCUUCCCAUUCAUCACCCUUCUAAUUAAUAUCCAAAACCGUUGACGCAUGCCGCACUCUGCUGGCGCAUAAUCAACUUCAACAGCUGGCCUCCCAGAAAGUGCGCGCAUGUCCGCGCGACCGCAACUGAAAUAUGAUUUUAAUUGCGGUGCGAUUGCACUCCCACUUGACAUUUAUCAUGCUCACGUGUGUGAGUGUGAGGAAUCACAUAACUUCCAGCGAUCACGAUAUGAACCGAAGACCACCCCAUCUUUAAAGAUGGCCAAAAAACAAGAAAUACCAGUUACCUCUCCUUUAAGUGAGCAAACACUUGCCAAUCCUGCGGCGCAGUUUUGAACAAAAAUCCAUCAAGGACUCUUGAAGAUUACGCAAAAGUGCGAGCGCCAUUUUUGUCAAA
This is a messenger RNA of Culex pipiens pallens (northern house mosquito), 1433 nucleotides long. RefSeq lists its product as uncharacterized. The transcript is spliced from 4 exons. The record is from RefSeq and is a predicted model, not a curated record. Bases 49 to 777 code for a protein of 242 amino acids. Lineage: Eukaryota; Metazoa; Arthropoda; Insecta; Diptera; Culicidae.